AUGUCGACAAUGAACAGAAAACUGAUGGAAAGCAUUACUGACAAAAUGUGCAAAGACGUGGAGCGCUUCGACAGAAGUGAGAUCGAGUGUCUAAUACGAGAGUUUUACGCGCUCCUGGGGGAGCAGACUGCACAUGGGAAGGCUGUCCCGGGACUGGACAGAGGGAAGUUCAGAAGUGUGCUGCACCAUGCAUUUGACAUAACAGAUGACAUCAUCAUGGACGGAGUCUUCAGAACCUUUGACAAAGACAAUGAUGGUUAUUUAAGUGUGAGAGAAUGGAUUGCUGGCUUGUCUGUUUUUCUCCGUGGGACAUUAGAUGAAAAAAUAAAAUACUGUUUUACAGUCUAUGAUUUAAAUAAUGAUGGCUACAUCUCCAGAGACGAGAUGUUUCAUUUCCUGAAGAACAGUCUCACAAGUCAGCCGAACGAGGAGGACCCUGAUGAGGGCAUAAUGGACCUGCUGGAAAUGACGCUUAAGAAAAUGGAUCAUGACCAUGAUGGAAAGUUAUCGUUAAUGGAUUUCAUUACAGCUGUAAAAGAGGAGAACCUUUUACUUGAGGCGUUUGGACAAUGUCUUCCAGAUUUAACGGCAAUUUAUACCUUUGAGGAACGUGUAUUUAGAAUGUAGGAGGAACAGUGAAGUCAAUUUAUUCGUG
This is a messenger RNA of Periophthalmus magnuspinnatus, 655 nucleotides long. RefSeq names its product calaxin (gene clxn). Gene Ontology annotation, molecular function: calcium ion binding. The coding region runs from base 1 to 627 and encodes 208 amino acids. NCBI's taxonomy places the organism in Eukaryota, Metazoa, Chordata, Actinopteri, Gobiiformes, Gobiidae. The record is from RefSeq and is a predicted model, not a curated record. The transcript has 6 exons.